Messenger RNA from Clonostachys solani, 3969 nucleotides. Lineage: Eukaryota; Fungi; Ascomycota; Sordariomycetes; Hypocreales; Bionectriaceae. The record is from the annotation of a GenBank genome assembly.
AUGCGGCUCCUCAAAUGGAAUAACGGAGAUGUCUGUCUGGUUGACGCCCCAGAAAAGAUCCCCCCAUAUGCGAUUCUAUCACACACUUGGGGUCCCAAGGACACAGAAGUCAGUUUCGAAGAUGUGAUUAAUAAAGAAGGCAAAGGCAAAGCCGGUUACGACAAGAUUCGGUUCUGUGGAGAGCAAGCGCAGCGAGAUGGCCUGGAAUACUUCUGGAUAGACACGUGCUGUAUAGACAAAUCCAGCAGCGCCGAGCUCAGUGAAUCCCUCAACUCCAUGUUCAAGUGGUACCGGGACUCAGAGGCUUGUUAUGUUUACCUGUCGGAUGUCUCUGAGAAUCAGAGCCAGCCAGGCUGGGAACUUUCGUUCCGCAAUUGCAAGUGGUUCACUCGCGGUUGGACACUUCAGGAGCUUCUUGCCCCUGCAAAGAUUAAAUUUUUCACCUCAAAAAGCGAAUAUCUCGGCGACAAGGAGUCUCUUGGACAGCUGAUCCACGAUAUCACCAAGAUCCCUAUCGAAGCUCUCCAUGGUAGCUGCCCCCUAUCGAAGUUUGCGACUAUGGAUCGAUGUGCUUGGAUGAACGGCCGGGACACCACACGACCCGAGGAUCAAGCCUAUGCUCUACUGGGGAUUGUUGACGCGUAUCUGCCAUUAAUGUACGGCUAUGGAAAGGACAAGGCGAUGCUCGAGCUUCACGAAGCUAUAUAUGCACGCGAAAAACAAAACAUUUCAAUCGUCCAGGUAGAUCAGUUCCUGAGUAUCCAUCAUUACAGCGACGCAAGGCUUCGAAUUCAAAGAUUAUCUGGCGAGAACCUAGAUAUGACUAAAUGCUAUAUUAACCUAGCCGUAGUCAGACAAACGUCAGAGAACAAUACAGCACCUAGCAAUAACGAAACUUCACCUUUCGAUAUCUUCAGCCGACUCAGAGUGCAUGAGAUUGGCCGAGAUCGCUGUGUCGAUCUGUCUAAAAUGUUCGACUCACGUCACACUUCUCAAGGUCUCACGAAAGCGCCGAGAAGAAUCUUAAUCAGGGGGCGCGCCGGUGUUGGAAAGACCACGCUCUGUAAGAAAAUCGUUUUUGAAUUCGAGCGACGAAGCUUGUGGAACGAUCUGUUUGAUAGGGUUCUAUGGGUACCAUUGCGGACACUCAAGACUUGGUCACGCGAUAGCCUCACUCUGGUGGAUUUCUUCCACCACCAUUACUUUCGAGACGAUCAUCGCUUUGGUCAUAUUUUAGCUGAACGCCUCGGAGCGGAGGUCCAACUUGGAUCGGGAUUGGGUACCCGAAGCAGGACCUUGUUUAUUCUUGAUGGCCUCGACGAAGUCACUGAGACAUGGAACACUGAUGAACCUAUGCAUGAGUUGCUGGCUAAGCUGCUCAAUCAAGCUAACGCCAUUAUUACAUGCCGACCUCAUGCUCAACUGCCCCUCGACGUUGAUAAUCCUGUUGAUCUCGAACUCGAGACUGUAGGAUUUCAACCCAAACAAGUUGUUGAAUAUCUGGCAAUGGUGCUACCAACCCCAAAGGAUAUAAAAGAGAUACAAAGUUUUCUCAAGAGAUUCGCGAUUGUUCAGGGCCUUGCUCGGAUCCCAAUCCUUCUCGAUGCUUUAUGCUAUAUAUGGAGUGACAACGCAGGCAUCAACCCUACAUUGCAAAGUAUGACAAACUUCUACAAAUACGUCCAACAACAAUUGAUGAUCAAGGAUAGCGUCCGUCUAGGGAAACGAAAAGCAUAUGUUGCAAAUCAUAUGGGGACUUUACAGCUAGAGGAUUGCUUCAAAUAUGAGGUAGAACUGCUUGAAAAGCUUGCAUUUACUGGCAUGGUGAACGACAUGAUCGAGUUCGAGCCGAAGACACGUCAUGCUAUCUUAGGGGCCUUUAAAGGCGAAAAUGACAGGAUAUUACCUGAUCAAUCCAUUCGACAUCUUUCAUUUCUACGAACGUCAGAUCCACAUAGGAAGGGUGCAGAUGUCAAUUACCACUUCUUGCACCUAACCUUCCAAGAAUUCUUUGCUGCAAGCUAUUUCGUACGCCAGUGGAUAUCCAAUUCUGAAGAUUCCGUCUGCUACGUGGAUCUAAAACACGGCAAAGGCAAGAAAUAUGAGAAAGUCUCGAGUUUCCUUGAUCAACACAAGUACAAUCCAAGAUAUGACAUCUUCUGGCGCUUUGUUGCCGGGUUGCUGGAUGAUGAGCGGGACGGCGACGAGGUAGCCAAAUUUUUUCAAGCGAUAGACGAAUAUCAAUCGCGGGAUGUAUUAGGACCAGCGCAUCAACGACUUGUUAUCCACUGUCUGAACGAGGUCUCGAAAGACUUAGCGUCGAGACGGGACCUAGAACGAAGAUUGAAAGAAUGGAUUAUUUUCGAGAUUAGAUUCACUUCAAACGCAUGCUUGGCAAGCGAGGUGGGGUUCCCAGACCAUGUCCUUGUUGAUGUCCUCCGACAAGGGAGAUCGGAUACCAACCUGCUAUCUUCUUUGUCUGUAGCCAUCAAUUCAAGGGUGGGCAUAUCUAAUUACCUCCAGCAGGAACUCCUGACUCUGCUGGAUGAUGAAGAUCGUCUCACGAGGGCAGUGGUUUCUGAUGCACUCACCAUGCACAUCAGCUCCCCCGAAGUACAGGAAGAGCUUUUAGUCCGUCUUGGUGGCAAAGACCCUGAUAUUCAACAGACUGCCAUUGAUAUUCUGAGAAGCCAAGCUGGCGAUCCUGAAGUAAAGCAGGCGCUUUUAACCCUGCUAGGUGAUAAAAGCGUCGGAGUUCGACGCUCUGCUGCCACUGCGCUCACCAGCCAAGCGGGCGACACUGAGGUUCAACGAGCACUCCAAUCCCGGCUUGGUGAUGAAGAUCCUACCGUUAGACAUGCUGCCGCUAUCGCGCUCAACAGCCGAUGUGUCGAUCCUGAAGUGCGGCAGGUACUUCUUCUCGCGUUAGGUGAUAAAGACAAGGAUAUUGGAUGGCUUGCUACUAGAAAUCUGCGCAGCCAUUCUGGUGUGCCCGUGGUUCAACAGGAACUCCUCGCCCGGCUAGAUGGUAUAGACCCUUAUAGUCGGCAAUUUGCUGUUAGUGCCCUCAGAAGUCAGGCUGGCAAGCGUGAGGUCCAGAAAGCUCUCCUAACCCGACUUUGUGAUGAUGAAGACCCUCACGUUCGAAAAGCUAUUGUUGAUGCACUCAGCGGGCAGGCUGGCGAGUGCGAGGUCCAGAAAGCUCUCUUAACCCGACUUUGUGAUGACGAAGACCCUCACGUUCGAAAAGCUAUUGUUGAUGCAUUCAGCAGUCAGGCUGGCGAGUGCGAGGUCCAGAAAGCUCUCCUAGCCCGACUUUUCCAUGGCGAAGACCGUGGUGUUCGAUGGGCUGCUGUUUAUGCACUGCGGAGCCAGUCUGGCGAGCCCAAAGUUCAACAGGCAUUAUUGACCCAACUGAAUGAUAAGGAAUCUAGCGUACGAAACUAUGCCGCUCGUGCGCUCGGCAAUCAGGCUGGCGAGCCCGAGGUUCAGGAAGCUCUCCUGGCCCGACUGACCGACGAAAGCUCUCGGGUACGAUGGCGCGUGGCUCAGGCGCUUAGCAGCCACGCCAGCGAAUCCAAAGUCCAGCAAGCACUUCUAGGCCGACUGAAUGAUGACAAUAAAUACGUCCAAUCGAUUGCUAUCAAAACCCUCUUAAGAUAUCAGGACAAGCCUCUCCAAACGUUGAGCGCUGAAGAUAGGAUGAUCAUUAUCAAAGAUCUAGUUAGAAUGAGUUUUUCGCAACCGUUCAGUUGGCAAGUUGGAUCCGGUGCUUCUUCCUUGUAUACACCGUGGGGUUUGAUGAAAACAAGCAUCGCGGAUACGGAAUCGUUGUCCAGAAUCAUUGAACGUAGUCGGCCGGCUGGGUAUCCUGUCGAUGACCUACAGCCCGUCCAACCUGGUUCAAGUUCAUGGUUUUCAAGCUGGCAAUGGAUACAAAAUCUGGUUUUUCGAAAUGGGCCCACGUGA